Mus musculus (house mouse) is the source of this 5651-nucleotide messenger RNA. RefSeq names its product zinc finger protein 882 (gene Zfp882). The record is from RefSeq and is marked validated. Gene Ontology annotation, cellular component: nucleus. Gene Ontology annotation, biological process: regulation of DNA-templated transcription. The transcript is spliced from 3 exons. Lineage: Eukaryota; Metazoa; Chordata; Mammalia; Rodentia; Muridae. Bases 131 to 1798 code for a protein of 555 amino acids.
AUCUUUCUUCCUGGCAACGCCAUUGUCACUGCUCUCUCAGUCCAGUCCGCUGAGGGAGUUUGGGGUCGCUGGACCUCAGGCCGCUCCACCCUGGAGCCGCGUGAGGCUGCUUGAGGUCCGGAGCUCAGCUAUGGAGUCUGUAUCUUUUGAGGAUGUGGCUGUGAACUUCACUGCGGAGGAGUGGGCUUUGCUGAAUUCUUCCCAAAAGAGGCUACACAGAGAUGUGAUGCAGGAAACCUUCAGGAAUUUGGCUGCCAUAGCAAAAAAGCAAGAAGACUGGAUCCUUGAAGAUGGCUCUAAAAAUUUAAGAAAAAUUCCUCCCAUUUCAGUUCAGACUGACUAUAAACUAUGUGAGAGUCAAGAAUGCACAGAGAAACCAGGCACAUGUAAGAAGUGCGGGAAAUUCUUUAGUUCUCCCCAAAGUUUUCUGGAACAUAUGAAGACUCACAAUGAAGAGAAAACUUACAAAUAUAAGCAAACUGAAGACAGUUUUAGCAGACACAGUUUUGUUCAGGGGCAUGAAAGAAUGCAUGCUACGGAACAGCCCUGUGUUUUAAAACAAAGUGGGAAAGACUCUUUGACUCUUGCUGGUAUUCAACAGCACAUAAUAACACAUAAUGGAGAUGAGCCAUAUAUAUGUAAAGUAUGUGGUAAAGCCUUUUACUCUUCCAGUUCUUUCUUGACACAUAAAAGAACUCACACCAGAGAACAGCUUUAUAUAUGUAAGCAAUGUGGCAAAACCUUCACUUAUUCCAGUGGCCUUCGUCGCCAUGAAAGGACCCAUAGUGGAGAGAAACCCUAUGAAUGCAAGCAGUUUCUGAAAGUCUUUCCUUCUUUGAGGAAGGUUGAAAGUCAUGAACAAACUCACAAUGGAAUAAAAUACAUAUGUAAUCAGUGUGGGAUAGCCUUCAGUGAUCACUGUUCCCUUCAGUGCCAUGAAAAGAUUCAUAGUUUAGAGAAACCCUAUGUAUACAAGCAAUGUGGGAAGACAUUCACUUGUUCUAGUGCCUUGCGAAGACAUGAACGAAUUCAUACUGGAGUGAAACCCUAUGAAUGCAAGGUAUGUGGGAAAGCCUUCAUUGAUUGCAGUUCUCUUCAGUGUCAUGAAAGGAUUCAUAGUGGAGAGAAACCUUAUGUAUGUAAGCUGUGUGGGAAAGCGUUCAGUCGUCAGGGCUCUCUGAAGUGUCAUGAAAGAAUUCACAGUGGAGAGAAACCCUAUGCAUGUAAGCAGUGUGGGAAAGCCUUCAUGCAUCACAAUGCUCUUCGAUACCAUGAACAGAUUCACAGGGGAGAGAAGGCCUAUGGCUGUAAGCAGUGUGGGAAAGCCUUUGUGUUGAGCAGCGCACUGAAAAAACACGAGCGGAUACAUAGUGGAUUGAAACCUUGUCUAUGCAGGGUGUGUGGGAAAGCCUUCACGUUUCACAGUUCCCUUCAUUGCCAUGAAAGGACUCAUACUGGGGAGAAACCCUAUGUGUGUAAGCAGUGUGGGAAAGCCUUUAUGUAUCACAGUUCUCUCCGUUGCCAUGAAAAUAUACACAGUGCAGAGAAACCCUAUGUGUGUAAGCUGUGUGGGACCGCCUUCACUUAUCACAGUUCUCUUCAACGCCAUGAAAGAAUCCACAGAGGAGAGAAACCAUAUGUAUGUAAAUUCUGUGCAAAAGCCUUCACUGAUCACAGUUCCCUACGAUGCCAUGAAAGAAUUCACACUGGAGAGAAACCGUAUGUAUGUAAACAAUGUGGGAAAUCCUACAGUACUCAUGGUUCCCUUAGAUACCAUGAAAAAGUGCACUGUGUGUAAGCCACGUUGGAAGACCUUCUCCUCUUUGAAUAAGUUUUAAUUUCAUUAACUCAAAAGAAAAACAAACAAACAAACUAUACGGAUAUAAGCUAUGUGAAUAAGCCUUAGCAUGUUCUGGUUCCCUUAAAAAAAAUGAAUGGGGACACAGUGGAAACUUAUCUCUAAAUAUAAACUAAAGGAACGCUCCAGAUCUCUCUAGCAAACAUGAUGGUAUAAUGAAUUUAACUUGUAUCGAUGCAAAGCAUGUGAGAUUAUCUCUACUUGUCUCAGUUCACUUCUCAGAAACCACUAUGGAGAUGAGGAGAUGUCUCAGUUUGUAUAGUCCUUGCCAUAGAAGCAUGAGAUCCUGGGUUUAAAUCCUCAGCACCCAUAUAAAAGCCAGACAUGAUGGCAUACCCCUGUGUCCAGUGCUAGGGAGGCAGAGACAAGAGACCCUGAGGCUUGCUGGUUAGCUGGUCCAUGAUGGCAAUGCACAUGUAUGGAGUUUCCUGUAGAAGCCUAAACUUGGAAUGGACUUAGACCAACUUUAUUUCCAGUUUCUUCUAAAACUGCCCACUGAUUAGUCACAUGGCUCUUAGCUUUAGGAUUAACUCCUGCAUCAACAUUCUUCAAAUCACUGGACAACUUUGGGCAUCAAGUCAGUUCAGGUCCAAUAAGAGAGUUCUCAAAAACUAAAGUGGAGAAUGAUUAAGGAAGACACCCAACACACAAAAGUCUGGAUUUUCCUACUAGGCUCUUGUCAUUACAUCAAUCUCUGGCCUCUAUGUGCAAGUACAGUGUGUACCCACACAUAUGAACACUCAUCCACACAAUCAUGCACACCACACACAUGAAAGAACACACCAUAUCAAGAACCUCCAUUAGAAGAAACCUGCAAGUCUUCAGUUGUCCAGUAUAUCAAAAUACACAGUCAAAACCUUAUACAUUUGGUAGAAUUGCCUUUUGUAGCAUAUAAUGUCAAAGUCUGAUGCAAUACGAUUCUGUUAACACAACUAAUGUGAAGAGCCUGGUAUAAAAUAAUUCGUGUAGAAUGCUUUAGAGAUUGCACAGUUUAGAGGAGGGUUUGUCAGUGGCACAUUUGUAGGUAGAUCUGAAUAAUACAGUGUGCUCAUUUUAUUCUUGAAAAUAAAUGUUCUCUGGGUGUGGUGGUGCACACCUUUAAUCCCAGCACUUGGGAGGCAGAGGCAGGAGGAUUUCUGAGUUCGAGGCCACCCUGGUCUACAGAGUGAGUUAGUUCCAGGACAGCCAGGGCUAUACAGAGAAACCCCGUCUUGAAAAACCAAAAUAAUAAUAAUAAUAAUAAUAAUAAUAAUAAUAAUAAUAAUAAUAAUAAUAAUAAAAUAAAAAGAAAAUAAAUGUUCUAGUGAAAUUAUUUAAUAAGAUUUACUUAAAUAGUUGCAUGUGCUUAAUCUAUAGUUUCACUGUUAGUAAAUUAAUUUAAACAUUGACUUGAAAUGUCUUUCUAAUAUGUGAACAGUUUUAAUUUUUGUGUAUUUUUUAAAUAAUUGUGUCUAAUGAACCUAUAAAAAUGUUUAAUUGGGCUGGGAAAGUGACUCAAUGGGAAACCAUCAGGACUGAGGUCAUAGCCCCAGUACCCAUGGAAACAGCCACAUGUAGCCAAAACAUGCCUGCAACAUCAUUGUUGAAAGUGGGGAUGGUGCUGGAAGAUUACUGCGACCUGCUGACAAGCUCCAAGACUAGUGCAAGACUAUGCCACAGCGAAGAUGCAGAGGCAGUAGAAGAGGAUGCUUGAUGAUGUCCUCUGGCUUCCACUCAUGCAAGCUAGGUGCACUCACAAAAGGCAAUUAAUAGUCUGGAUUUCUCUACUAGACUCUUGUCAUGGAAUAUAUAUAUUCAGAACAAAUGACUUUUUUUUUUGGUUAUUCGAGACAGGCUUUCUCUGUGUAGCCUUGACUGUCCUAGAACUCACUUUGUAGACCAGGCUAGCCUCGAACUCAGAAAUCUGCCUGCCUCUGCCUCCCAAGUGCUGGGAUUAAAGGCGUGCGCCACCACGCCUGGCACAAAUGACUUUUAAAGUGGAUUUAAUUAUUUUUCACUUUCUUUGCCUUGAGAAAAUCAAUAACUUUAUUUUUUCUCAAAUACACAGUUAGAAAAUUAGUCUGAGAAGAGGUUUUGUGACAUAAACUAGAUAAAGUAUAUACAAAAAUCUAAGAAGUGCAGAAUAGAAGUCCCACUGGCUAGGUCCUGCCCAUCAGAGGGGAAGCCAGGUCUUUGAUAGUUUUGGAGUUCAGGUGAGGGAUCCUGACCUUCAGGAGUCUGCUGCUGGCAUACUUGACAGUAAUGAACUUGGUGAGAUUUUCAUUGACUUUCACAACGUUCUUGGCCAAGUGCUUCAUGACUUCCAGUGCUUCACUCUCCAUGUAUCCUGUGUAAUACUGCUGCUUUAAAUUGCGUUUUCCUUGGCCCAGCACCACCCGAGACAGACAGGAAGCAGCAGCUGCAGCAGGAGUGUCAGCUCCAUCAGAUACUUGGCUAAAGUGUGUUGUUCAACAUCGACCUCCCUGGCAUUUGAGGCUCACCUUAAGAAGUAGAAUGGUGAAGUCCAGCCCAACUCCAAAUUCAACUCUUUCAAAAUUAGUUUCCAUUUCUCAGAUUUGGAAACUGGAGUAAGCAUUGUCUAAGAUAUAAACAAAGUCUUCAGUACUCAGAGAAAGCAUCAUAUUUGGAAGCCAAAAGCAGAGCUGUGAUCCUAACCAGCUGCAGCUUCUUCCCGCAGAGCAGCUGAACAUGUAGGAACUGGUCCAUGAUGGCAAUGCACAUGUAUGGAGUUUCCUGUAGAAGCCUAAACUUGGAAUGGACUUAGACCAACUUUAUUUCCAGUUUCUUCUAAAACUGCCUGCUGCUUAGUCAUAUAGCUUUAGGAUUAACUCCUGUAUCAAUAUUCUUCAAAUCACUGUACACCUUUGGGCAUCAGAGUAGCAACAUGAGGACCACCCUGGAAAGUGUAGAUGAGGCAUAGCCACUCUGGUCCACAGCACCACCAGUUGUUUUGUUUUUGACUUUUAAUAUUUUCUCCAAAUAAGAAUUCUGUGCAUAUUUUAUAGUUUUAACUAUUUUCAGCAGUAUAUAUGUGUGUGUGUAAUUUUUUUUAUAAAUAUUGACAACCUACCUGCAAAAUAACCAUAAAAGAUCAACUUCACAUUUUUCAAAAUUUUCCUUUCAUCAGAGUCAUUAUUGCCCAAAUGCAAUAAUGGGCAAUAAUUCCUUAUGUAGUGGGAUCUUACUAAUUAAUGCUCUAUUCCUAUGUAAAUUUUACCGUAUUUACGUUACAGCUUUUUAUCAUAGUUUUCCCUUCACUUUUCUUACCAAAAGAUACAUCCCACUGGUUUAAGCAAUGAUCACAUCAAAUGUAACAGAUUACAGUAAUGAAUCUAUCUACAUACCAUAUCUGAUCUGUUCAUCAGAAAUAUCAUUUUAUUUUAUUAUUUUGUGUAUGUGUAGCAUGUGUAAGCACAGUGGGUGUGGUAUAUCCGUAGAUGUCUGUGCCUGUGUUCCUUUGGAGGCCAGAGGAGGAUGUCCUUCUGCCCCACUUUUUGCCUUAAUCCCUUGACACUAUGUCUCUCCCUGAACUAAGAGCUAGGCUAAUAAUCAUCCCUGAUGUUGCGUCUGUAGGUAAUGUUUAGGUAAAUUGCCAUAGUAGAACCCUACAAAGGGUCCUGCAUAGCUCUGAAGUGCAGUAAAGGUCUCACUGCACAGAAGUAAUUUCCAAACAUCUCUUGCUUGACAGUGUUGUAAAGUAGGAGCAUAGAAGCAAGCACAAACCAUGUAGCUGCUCUAAUCAUAGUGUAGAUGUAGAACAUACUAUUUGCAAAUAAAAGUACUUCUAUUUUUG